Ricinus communis (castor bean) is the source of this 1982-nucleotide messenger RNA. Its product is annotated as probable aquaporin NIP5-1. NCBI's taxonomy places the organism in Eukaryota, Viridiplantae, Streptophyta, Magnoliopsida, Malpighiales, Euphorbiaceae. Gene Ontology annotation, cellular component: membrane. Gene Ontology annotation, molecular function: channel activity. Gene Ontology annotation, biological process: transmembrane transport. The transcript is spliced from 4 exons. The record is from RefSeq and is a predicted model, not a curated record. Bases 768 to 1664 code for a protein of 298 amino acids.
GUAUAUAAACACCGUUCGAUGCAUCAUGCAUUUGCUCACCUGCCUUUCCUCGUAGUAAAUCAACUCUCUUCCCUAGUAACCACUUCUCUUCUUUCACUCCCUCCCUUCUCAACUUCCAUCUCUUCUGCUUCUUCUUCUUCCUUUGCUUCGUUCUUCAACUAGAUUCAAUUCAGUACUUUUUUCUCCUUUUCCGCUUUCAAAUCCCACUCAGAUGCAUCUGUCUACUGUCGCUUAGGGUAUUUGUUUGGUUUUCUUAACGCUGGAUCAGUCCGUUAUCAAUCUUCCUUAAUCACACCACUAAAAAAAAAUUUCAAUUAUGUAAUUCUCCCAUCUUCAAUCUUUUCCUCUAUCCCCCAAAAGAAAAAAAAAAAAAAAGAGACUGUCCAUUUUCUAUGCAAAGAGUUGGAUCUUCCUUGCUUUAGGAGUGAAUAAACUGGCUUGUUUCGUUUCUUCUGUUCCUUAGAACCACUUUUAUAAAAGUCUAGAAAGCAUGUAACUUUGUCCUUUUAUUUUCAUCUGAUUCGCAGACCAAAUCUCAAAAAAAAAAAAAAAAAAAAACAGAAUUCAAUUAUGUGUUCUUAGAGGUCUACUGUAGUCCUAAAGCCUUAGCGGUCUGGAGAAGAACAAGAUCAUCGUGUAAAUAGACUAUCAAAAAAACCGUCAGAUCAUGUAAUACUGCCCAUUUCUAGCUGUAUCUUCUAAUUAGAAAAAAAAAAAAAACGAAAAAAAAAAGUUUGCUUCAUCUUUUGUGAAGAAGAAGAAGAAGAAUGCCGGAGUCGGAGGCGGGGACACCAACAGUGUCAGCGCCGAAUACGCCAGGGACGCCGGGGGGGCCACUGUUUUCAGCGCUGAGGAUAGACUCGUUGUCCUAUGAUCGCAAGUCGAUGCCAAGAUGCAAGUGCUUUCCCGUAAAUGCACCAACCUUCGGUCCACCCCACACGUGCUUUACUGACUUCCCCGCACCCGACAUCUCUCUUACCCGCAAGCUUGGAGCAGAAUUCGUGGGAACAUUCAUCUUGAUAUUUGCAGCAACAGCAGGACCCAUUGUGAAUCAGAAGUACAAUGGGGUGGAGACACUGAUAGGGAACGCAGCAUGUGCCGGGCUAGCAGUGAUGAUUAUAAUUCUAUCAACGGGACAUAUAUCUGGAGCUCACCUGAACCCAUCCCUGACUAUUGCCUUUGCAGCCCUCCGUCACUUUCCCUGGGUGCAAGUCCCCGCCUACAUAGCUGCCCAAGUAUCAGCCUCCAUUUGCGCAUCUUUUGCUCUCAAGGGAGUGUUCCAUCCUUUUAUGUCCGGAGGUGUCACUGUUCCAUCUGUAAGCACCGGCCAAGCUUUCGCGCUCGAGUUUCUCAUCACUUUCAAUCUCCUGUUUGUUGUCACUGCUGUUGCCACUGAUACCCGUGCUGUAGGAGAGCUGGCGGGAAUAGCAGUUGGAGCUACUGUUAUGCUCAACAUUCUUGUUGCUGGGCCAUCAAGUGGGGGUUCAAUGAAUCCUGUGAGGACACUAGGACCCGCAGUAGCUGCAGGGAAUUAUCGAGCGCUGUGGAUAUAUUUGGUGGCACCCACACUUGGGGCCAUAGCUGGUGCAGGUACGUACUCGGCUGUGAAGCUCCGAGAGGAGGAAGUGGAUCCACCUCGCCCAGUCAGAAGCUUCCGUCGCUAGAGCAACAUAUAUAUUACAAAUAAGAAACACAUGUAUCCAUGUCAUGGGGAAGGACAGGACAUGAUGAUAUCUAUCUUCUAAAGGUGUUGAAAUAAAAUUGCCGAUGUGACUGUAAGUCCACGCCUACAGUGUGUUUGAAAUAAUGCUGCAAAAGGAGUGAUGCUCGUCUUCUCUCCGGUCAAUGCAUCUUUCCUGAUUGUGAUGUUACAUUAUGAACCUUUUUGGUUUACUUUGUCGUUGUUGGUGGUGCUGUUGUUUUCUCGUUUGUGUGAAGUACUUUGAUAACAUUCAAUAAAUUGUGGCUUAUAUUUAGUUUAA